Mercenaria mercenaria is the source of this 9853-nucleotide messenger RNA. Its product is annotated as golgin subfamily A member 4-like. Lineage: Eukaryota; Metazoa; Mollusca; Bivalvia; Venerida; Veneridae. Bases 527 to 8347 code for a protein of 2606 amino acids. The transcript is spliced from 15 exons. The record is from RefSeq and is a predicted model, not a curated record.
UACCCGGCUGAGCUAUUUCGCCGUAUACGGUAUUGGACAGUUAAAAUAAAUAAAUACUGAUAUUUACUUUUCAAGUAAUGUACAACCAAUAUGAAUGGACGCGUCCUCGCGUUUGCGCGGGAAUCACGUUAUCAUUGGGGAUUAGUAUGUGCAUGCGCUGUCUAUUUUCAUGUCUAUAACCAUGCACUCGUAUAUACCUACAUAGUCAAAUCGUAACCUUAAUUUUAGGUGUAACAAGUGUUAAACUUUUAUGAUGAAUAUACCAUGUGAUCAUAGUGCAAUAAGGAAAAAGGAAGUAAAUUGAUAUUGCCAACAAUAAGGCUUAAAUACAUAGUUACAUAGUUUACGUAGUUACACUAAUCGUGUACAUUAUAGAAGUGUAAAAUCAACGAUGAGACAGUAAAAAAGGGUUACUAAGAGAGACGAUUUGUUAUGAGCAAUGGGCGUCACUUAAAAUACAAAGUCUGAAUUAGUUCGAUGACAAAGAUUGUUAUUUCUGCUUAUUAAGUCAAUUACCUGACUCGCAAUGGCAUGCAAAAAAGGCCAAACAGGUAACGAUGGAUUUGAAAAGAUCGAUUCAGCACUUAGUGCUCUUGUGGAGUAUAUAAAGAAACAGCCGACGACAAAAGGAAUAAAUGUACUGUCAUUGAAAGUAAAGAAUGAGAUCCAAAAGGAAAGAGAGCGUGCCGAGAAUCGCAAGUUAGAAAUAAAACAAUUACAAGAAGAUAAAAGGAAAUAUGAGGAACAGAUUGAAAACUACACAAAAUUAUACUCUAAAGGCCGACAUGAUAUGGAAGGAGCAUUAAAGCAUGUUACUAAUGACAUUGAAUUGGUUAAGGCUAUUAAGUAUGCAGUGCAACAAGUUAUAACAGACUAUGCUCAGCUAAGGCAGUAUAUCGAAAAGCAGACAAUAAGGAAUGCGGACCGGAUGAAAACUUCAGAGGAAGACAUUGACGAAGCUAUAACAUUAAAAAAGAUAAAGACUGAAAUGGGUAUAACAAGUAGACCUUUGGUAAAGAAAGUUAAGGAAACAAAUAGGCAGAUAUCUGUGCAUAAAGAUCGGUACCAACAAGCUUUGAAUCAUAUACAAGAUAAAGAGGAGGAAUCUGAAGCCAAAAUAUUUUCACUGAAUAUUAAAAUUCAACAUUUGGAAAAACAGAAAGAUUAUCGUGAUCGGCAAAUAGAACAUCUUCAAGAAAAGUUGCAGGGUUGUGAAAUAAAUCUUGAACGUCGUGAUCUGAAAAUUAAAGAUUUAGAGGAAAGGAUAGACAUUAUCAGAACGGAAAUGACCAGUGAAAAAGAGCUUCUUAUAAAGAAAAUGGAAAAACAAGAGAAGCAAUUAUCAAAGCAGAGGGAUAAGCUGCAGCAAGCCUCAAUUCAAUUAUAUGAGACCAAUCAAAGCCGAAUUAUAAACUUACUAAAGAAAGACAACCAGGAGAAAGAUCACCACAUUUCUGAGCUGAGUGAGCAACUUAAGCAAACUAUGAAAGUAGAGGAUGACAAAAACGUUCAAAUGUUGAACAAAAAUGUGGUCGAAUUAGGUCAAUUGAAUGAAAGAAAUGAGAUUUUAAAACAAAAAAUGAAAGAAAAGGAUAGUCAGUUAUAUAAACAGCAUGAUCAACUUAACCGCACUUCGGAAAGACUGCGAAAAACAAAGGCUAUGGCGGAUGAAAACAAACCGUCACUAGAAAUAGAAAUUCAAAGUCUUGAAAGAAGUAUUGAACGCCGCGAUCUGCAGGUUAAGGACCUUGAGGAAAAGUUAGACAGAAUGAGGACUGAAUUGAGGUGUGGAAAGGAACGUCUUGAACAGAAACUGUUUGCAAAAGACAAACAGUUAUCUGCAAUUAAUGCCCAGUUGGAAGAAGCUUUGAAUCAAUUACAGGAAACAAAAAGCGACCAAGGUAGAAUCCUCACCUCACUAAAGAAUGAAAAUGUGUGUCUUUUGGCACAGGUGGAGUUAAAAGAUUUGAAAAUAAAUAAUCUAAAGGAAAUUUUGGAAAGUACAAUUACUGAAACAAAGAAGGAACGACUAGCAUAUGAAACUGCACAGGUGAAAGAUAACCAGAUAUCUAAACUAAGAUAUCAACAGCAACACACUUUGAAAACAUUGCAGAAUAGAGAGGCAGAAUUGAAUGAGACUAUCAAGUCGCUGGAGAGAAAACUUAACAGUCUUAAAUCAGAGCUGGAGCUCCGAGAUCAGAAAAUUAAACAAUACGAGGAAAUAUCAAAAGAUACAAAUAUCAAAAUGACACGAAUUAGUGAUAGAACUGAAUUUCUAGAAAUCAAAUUGAAGGAAAAAUAUGAGCAUACUGAUCAACGGGAUCGCACUUUGGAAAGACUGCAAAAAUCGAAAACUGAAUUAGUAGGAACUAUCGCUGACUUAAAGAAGAAAAAUCUAGACCUUGAGGCACAUAUUGAGGAUAGUGAUCUGAAAGUAAAGGAUCUUGAGAAAAGGUUUAACAGUAUGAGGACUGAACUAAAAGGUGAAAAUAAGCUUCUUGAAAAUAAAUUGGAGGAAAAAGAUAGGGAUCAAAAAGAACAGCUACAACAAGCUAACAAUCAGUUAUAUAAAAGAGAGGUCGAAUUAAAUGGCAUUAUAACCUCACUUAAAAAACAAAAUCAGGAAAAGGAAUAUCAGAAAUCUAAACUGGAAGAUCAGCUGAAACAAACUUUGAAAAAGUUGGAUGACAAAGAGGUUGAUAUGACAGAUACUGAUACUUCACUGAACAGGAAACUCAAGUAUCUUGAGGCAGAGGUGGAUCGCCGUGAGCGAAAUGUAAGACAUCUAGAGGAACUGUUAAACGAUAGGAAGAUUGAAGUGACUAAAGUGACUGAAAGAAAUGAACUUCUAGAACAAAAGUUGAAGGAAAUGGAUGAACGGAACGAACAGCUGCGAAAGAAGACCCAACAUUUUCAGAGAGAGGUUGAAGACCGUGAUCUUAAAGUGAACGAUCUAGAGAAAAUGUUACACAGCAAACAGGUUGAAAAUAGGGAAUAUGAACAAGAAAAAGAUGUAAGGGAAAAAGAUGAGAAGACGUCCGAGCUGAAAGAACUGUUGCAACAGACUUUGCGAAAAUUACACGAUACAGAGAUUGAACUAGAUGAAACUAAAACAAGGCUCAGUAAAGCUAUGGGAGACAGACUGACCGAUAAUAACCCUAACAUUACCGACCUAAGCGACAGAAAUCGCCCUACAAAACUCGCCGAAAGAUGUGCUGAGUUGUAUGACAAUCAAUGGACUGAUGCGUUUGACAUUCUCGACAAAUGCUUCGAUACAGAGGAAAAUGUUAUAGAAGCUCUCCUAUGGAUACUGCAGGAUGCCAUGACUUUCUGCGAAACAAAGGCGCACAGACAGAUGGAGGAGUUAGGACGUGAACUAAUAUUUGCUGACAAACGUGAGAGUGAAAAUAUAUCAGCCGAUGUGCGUAAACUCUUGAAAGAUUGCAGGAAGACAGUGGCACCUGUUGCCGUAGGAAACAUAUAUAAGAUGUAUAUGUUUCAUCUAAGAAAUUCCACCGAUAAAACAUUAAGAACAGCUGUAGAAAUCAGCUCAUAUACAUCAGAAUGUCUAGAAAUCUGCUGGUUUAUGAUGAUCCAAGAUCCACCUGUUGCGUUUGCCCCGUUGCUCAGGAAGGGUUCGAGCUUUAACACCGACCUGUACAAACCCUAUACAAGUAGUGGCACCCACAUCGACUAUGUAGUAUGGCCUGCUUUGCUAUUACACGAGGGUGGUCCAAUUCUGGCGAAGGGCGUAGCUCAAGGCCACGGUAAAAAAUCUAAAAAGAGGUCUAAACAUCUACUUCUGUAUGACUGGAUGACAAUGGCGUACAUACAAGACGAAGAUGGAUUAGAAAUGCUUGGCACAUCAGUUUCGGUAGCUGCACUUCUGACUUAUUUAAAGAAGCACCCCACGAAAUGCUUCAGAGAUAGUUAUGUAGAUGUAUUGUCUUCUAAAGUAAGGGAAGAGAUCUUAAAGGAUAAAUCACAUGUAAGAUAUUUAGAAGAUGAAAAUGAGUCAAUGCAUAAUUGUCUGGAACAGAUGGACAACGACCGGGAAUGUUAUCUCAAGGAAAAACAUGAUUUGAUAGAAGAAUUAGAGACAUGCAGAGGUUUCAAAGAGAUAGCAUUGAAUGUUGUAAGAUUAUAUAACAAAUUGAAAGAAUACUUUGAUCAAGAAACAAUCAGAAAUGCGUGCCUUAUCAGCCAAAUGAAAACGGCUAAAGAAAACUUGACGUCACAAGAAAGGAAGAUCCAGUCUCUUUUGGAAAUGAUAGAAAUGGGUGAUGAGAAAAUAAAACAGCUGGAGAUGGAAAAAAUCAAAAUAAGUGACAAAAAUGAACAGGCAAUUUUGAAGAUAAAAGAAGAUCAGAGAAAAUUACAUGAAAUGAGAUGUCUAUUGGAACUAAAAGAAAUGCAAAAAGAAAGAGAGGGGCUGCACCAUAGUUUGACAAAAUCACAUGAAACAGAGAAGAAAAUAGAUGAAAUUUGUAGUUCACUUAGGAACCAAGUUCUGCAUCUGGAGCAAGAAUUAGGUCACCGUAAUCUGAGAGUCAAAGAGUUGGGGGAUUCGCUAGAGAAGAAUAAACAAUUAGCAGACAGAUUAAAGACGGAAAAGGAUGAUCAGAUAUCAGACUUGAGGGAUCGUCUGCAACGGACAUUGAAAAAGUUGCAUGACAAAGAGGCUGAAAUGAGAUAUCCUGACACUUCAUUGAAGAAGAAAAUAAAGUUUGAGAUAGAACGCUAUGAUCGAAAUGAUCGACAUCAAGAAGAAAUGUUAGGCAAUGAAAACACAGAAUAUGCUCAAAUGCGCGAUAGAAUUAUAUUUCUUGAAAACAAAGUGAAGGAGAAAGAUGAGCAUUUGCGGACACAGGAUGAUAAUCUUAAAAAGCAACAUGAAAGAGAAACGGGUCUGGAUGGUAUUAUAACAUCCCUUAAGAAGAUAAAUCGUAGCCACGAGACAGAUAUUCAACGUCGUAAUCUUCAGGUCAAAGAUCUUGAGGAACAGUUAGACAGUUUAAGGACUGAAAUAAAUAGUGAAAAUAAACGUUUUACGCAAAAACUGCAAGAAAAAGAUAAGCAAUUAUCUGAACUGAAAAAUCAGCUGCAACAAUCGUUGAAUAGAAAUUUUGAAAAAGAAGCAGAACAGAAUAGAAUAAUCAACUCAAUAAAAAAUGAAAACCAGUCUCUUGUUGAACAGUUAGAGAGCAGUGGUCUAAAAGAACACAAUUUGCAGACAACAUUAGAUUGUGGAAAACAUGAAGAAUGUGAUAUAAAUAAACGAUUUGCGAACAAAGUGGCACAUGAAAAAGAUGAUCAGUUGAUUAAAUUGAGUUACCAGCUACAAAAUACCUUAAAAGUCAAAGAUGCUGAAUGGAAUGGAAUGGUUUCAUCUUUGAACACAAAACUCGAGAAUCUUGAGUCAGAGAUGGAACAUCUUAAGCAAAAUGUGAGACGUCUAGAAGAAAUGUUAAACAGUACAAAGAUCAAACUGCGUCAUGCGAAUGACAGAAAUGAAUUUUUAGAAGCUGAAAUGAAGGGAAAAGAUGGUCAGUUAAGUGAACGGAGUGAUCAACUGGAUCGCACUUUAAAAAAGUUGCAAGACACGGAGACUGAAUUGGAUGGAAUUAUAAUGGCACUAAAAAAGAAUAAACUGGACCUUGAGACAAAAGUUCAACAUAGUGAUCUGAAAGUAAAAGAUCUAGAGAAGCAGAUGAAUACCUUGAAAACUGAAAUAACCAAUGAAACAGAACUUCUUACAAAGAAAGCAGAGGAAAAGUAUAGCAAAUUAUCCGAUCAGUUGGAACAAGGUAGGAAUCAACUGCAAAAUAAAGAGGCCGAAUUGGGAGGAAUUAUUACUUCACUUCAGAAGAAAAAUGAGUAUCUUGAGGCAGAGAUAAAGCGCUUAAAUCUAGAACUGACCAGUGCAGAAAAAAUAGUGAAUAAUAAAAGUGCAGAAAUAAGAAAUGAAUGUGAGCGAAUUGCAGCUAGAAUAACUAAAGAAAAAGAUACUCAAAUAACUGAUCUGAAAUAUGAGUUGCAACAAACUUUGAAAAGGUUUGAAUGUAAAGAGUCUGAAAUAGAAACAAUUGACACUUCGCUGAAGAAGAAAGUUAAGAAUCUAGAGUCAGAGGUAGAACAGCAGACGCGAAAUAAUAGACAUCUAGAGGAUGUGGUGAACAGUAAAGAGGUAGAAAUAAGUCGACUGAGGGAUAGAAAUGAACUUUUAGAAAACAUACUGCAGGAAAAGGAUAACCAGUUAAGUGACCAGGAUGAUAAAGUGAACCAUAGUUUGAAAAGGCUGCAAGAAAAAGAUACCGAACUGGAAGGAAUUUUUUCUGCACUGAAGGAAAGGAAUCAAGGUUUCGAGACAGAUAUUGAGCGCCGUGAUUUGAAAGUAAAAGAUCUAGAAAAAAAUUUACACAGUAUAAAAGUAGAGAUUUCUAGUGAACGUGAUAGUCAUGAAAGAGAGAUGAUGGAAAAAUAUAAACAAAUGGCUAUACUGAGGGAACAGCUGCAACAAGCAUUAAAUCAAGUUAAAGAAAAGGAAACUGAAUCGAAUGACAUAAACAACCUACUAAAGAAGCAGAGCAUGGAGAAAGAUGCUCAGAUAUCUCACUUGAAAGAUCAGCAGCAACAAACUUUGAAAAGGAUGGAAGACAAAGAGGCUCAGUUUGGAGAAAUUCAACUUUCACUAAAGAAGAAACUUAAUGAACUUGAGGGAGAAGUAGAGCACAGAGACCAGAAGAUUAGACAUCAAACGGAUAUGCUGAAUAGUAAAAAGGAUGAAAUGAGACAUAUAAUUGACACAAACGCAUUGCUAGAAAGCAAAGUUACAGAAAAAGAUAACAAGUUACUUGAACAGAGUGAUCAGCUGAAUCGCACUUCGAAAAAGCUGCGAGAAACAGAGGCUGAACUAGGUGGGAUAAUAUCUUCACUGAAGAAGAAAAGUAUUGAUCUUGAGACAGGUGUUAAGCAGCGUGAUCUUAAAAUUACUGAUCUGAAGGAACAGCUGGAAAAAUUAAAGACUGAACAAAUAGGUAGAAAUGAACUUCUUUUAAAGGAAUUGAAGGCCAAAGAUAAACAGUUGUCUGAACAGGUGAAUCAGUUGCAACAAGCUUUGGAUCAAUUGUAUAAAAAGGAGGCUAAAUUGAAUGGCAUUAUCACCUCGCUGAACAAACAGAAUAAGGAAAAAGAUAAUCAGAUAUCUGAACUAACUGAUCAGAAGCAACAUAUUUUGAAGCAGUUGAAUGAAAACAAAGCUGAACAGGAAAGAAUUGAUACUUCUUGGAAGAAGAAAUUUAAAUAUCUUGAAACAGAGGCGGAACUCUGUGAGCGAAAUCUUAAACAUCUAGAGGAAGUAUUAAACAGUAAAGAGAUUGAAUUAGCUGAAAUAAAUAAUCGAAAUGACCUCCUAGAAAACACCGUGAAGGAAAAAGAUCACCAAUUACGUGAACAGAGAGAACAGCUGCAACAGAAAUGUCAGCAACUACAGAGAGAGGUAGAACACCGUGAUUGUGAAAUUUUACAUAGUCAAAGUAAUAAAAAGAGGGAAAGUGGAGAAAGGAGAGAUGUAAGAGACAAAGAGAAAGUAGUCGAAUUGAAUAAUCAGUUGCAAAUUACUUUAAAAAAAUUGCAAGAUACAGAGAUUGAACUUGACGAAACUAAAACAAGGCUCAGUAAAGCUAUGGGAGACAGACUGACUGAUAACAACCCUAACAUUACCGACCUAAGCGACAGGAAUCGCCCAACAAAACUUGCCGAAAGAUGUGCUGAGUUGUAUGAUAAUCAAUGGACUGAUGCGUUUGACAUUCUCGGCAAAUACUUCGAUACGGAGGAGCAUGUUAUAAGAGCCCUCCUACAAAUUUUGCAGGAUUCCAUGACGUUCUGUGUAACAAAGGCACGUGAACAAAUGGAGAAAUUAGGACGUGAACUGAAAUUUGCAGAUCAACAUGGAAAUGGAGAUGUGUCAGCUGAUGUGCGUAAACUCUUUAAAGAUUGCAGGAGGGCGGUUGCAUCUGUUGCCGUUGGAAACCUAUAUACGAUGUAUGUGUCACAUCUUAGGCGAUCAGCCGAUAAAACAUUAAGAACAGCUUUAGAAGUCAGCUUAUAUACAUCAGAAUGUCUUGAAAUCUGCUGGUUUAUGGUGAUCCAAGACCCGCCUGUUGCGUUUGCGCCUUUGCUCAGGAAAGGUUCAGGCUUUAACACCGAACUGUACAAACCCUACACAAGCAGCGGCACACACGUUGACUAUACGGUCUGGCCUCCUCUGCUUUUACACGAAGGUGGUCCAAUUCUGGCGAAAGGUGUAGCUCAGGGAUAUGGCAAGAAAUCGGAAAGGAGUACAUAAUGAAAUAAUAAUGUUACAACAAAUGAUAAAGAAUAGUUUAACAACGAAACUGCGCAAAACAACUGAGACAAGAAAAGACCAAAAUGUUAUACAGAUGAGAUUACCCUCGGUAACUCUAUCGAUAUAUAUCAUGUUUAAUUUAUGACGUUAGAAUUGAUAGUAUAUGGGUAUUUUCUGUGAUAUCUAUAUUUUAUUAUACCUCACUUUUGUCUACAAUGAUAAAAUCCCAUUACCCAUAAAAGAGAUAUUAUGACUAUCAAACACAUUUUCAAACUUUUUGCCACGUGACCGAGCGAAAGUGACUGUCAGGUCAUGUGACCGCGCUGAUAUUUUGAAUGUCAUAUAAGGGCAAAUAACUGCUUCAAUGUUUUCAGCCAAAUCAUGAAAUGAUUGCCUCCCUUGUACACAUAUAGUAGUGACGUCACUGUUUAAUGUGUAAACAGACGAUUCAGACAAAAGUUAAAACUGUUGAAUAAAAUGAAUUAAAAACUUUUUUUUUAAACUUUUUUAUGUACUUAAUUUUGUUCGGUAUAAUAAAAUAAAUAUCAUAUGGCAGCGUGUGUGACAUUGAUAUUGUCAACCCUCGAAACAGAAUGUCACCACUCGGCUUUCGCCUCGGGUGACAUUCUGCCCUCGGGUUGACAAUAUCAAUGUCACACACGUUGCCAUAUGAUAUUUAUAUACUAUCAUUUAGGUCAUAAUCUCAAUAUAAUGUGUGUACAUGACUCAAAAUUAUAAACUAUAAAUCACUAAUAUCUAAGUGUUCAAGAUUUAUUGUGUGAUAUUCCUUUCGUUUACAUUUGACAUAGAUGUAUUGUAAUUAUGUAUACUCUUUCACUUUUUUUUGUAAAUUCAUCAAAUUGCAUACUUUAUUGUUAAAAUCAUCUAAUAUUCCAGUCAAACGUUUCACUCUAGUUUUAGACAUAAUUUACCGUACCACAACUAAUUCAGUUGCCCUGAAACUUCAAAAGCACAAGUUAAAUGCUUUUGUUCUGAUCACGGUGCAUUUAUUUAAUAGUUAUUAUAGAUCCAAAUCGUAACUUAUUUCAUGUACAGGGAGAUAAUUUGAAAAUAUGAUAAGUUUGGUUUGAUUUUCAAUAUUCUACUAAUGCUAGGUAUUUUCUUAACACUAAUUGUGGAUCUUAUUUCUUGGAUGUGACUAUAGUAUCAAUAGUCUGUUACACUGAUCUGUCUUAGUAAAUAUGUAGUAUCAACGCGUGGAAGAGUCUAUAGUAUCAAAGCACUGUUUACAAAUUCAAGAUGUCAGUCAGAAAGGUCAUUAACACAUAAUAGCGGUUUCCUGGAAUAUAGAAUAGUACACAUAUUUUUAUCAAACUAUAUAACACCGUAUCAUUCGAUUAGUGAUACUGAAAAUGUAUCUAUAGACCUAAUCGUAGUUUCAUUUUACAAUUUGUAAAGUAAAGUUGUACGUGUAAACAGUUUUUAUAAAAAAUUUAAGGACAUUAAUUGUUUAUAUGCGCUAUUUUCAAUAAACAGAUAUAUGUA